AACACCUUGUCACCCCCCUCUCCCCCCUCCCCUCCAAACAAAAUGAGACUGGCAAAAAUGUGCCGACUGAACGCGCUGGGGAUCUAUUUGUGGGAAACCGUAGUGUUCAUCAGCCUGGCAGCGUCGAAAGAAGCUGCCGCGAGAAAAGCCGCCUCUCCGAUGCCGCCCUCCGAGUUCCUGGACAAGCUCAUGGGCAAAGUGUCGGGCUACGACGCCAGAAUCCGACCAAACUUUAAAGUGCUCACCAAAGACCCCAAAGGCUCCAAAAGUGAAGCUACUCACAAGAAAGGUCCGCCCGUAAACGUCACCUGCAACAUUUUUAUCAACAGUUUCGGGUCCAUCGCUGAAACAACAAUGGACUACAGGGUGAACAUCUUCCUGCGGCAGCAGUGGAACGACCCCCGGCUGGCCUACAGCGAGUACCCCGACGACUCGUUGGACCUCGACCCGUCCAUGUUGGACUCCAUCUGGAAGCCCGACUUGUUCUUCGCCAACGAGAAGGGGGCCAACUUCCACGAGGUCACCACGGACAACAAGCUGCUGCGCAUCUCGAAGAACGGCAACGUGCUCUACAGCAUACGAAUAACACUGAUCUUGGCCUGUCCCAUGGAUCUGAAGAACUUCCCUAUGGAUGUCCAGACCUGCAUCAUGCAGCUGGAGAGCUUCGGUUACACCAUGAACGACCUGAUAUUCGAGUGGGACGAGAAGGGAGCGGUGCAGGUGGCCGACGGCCUGACGCUGCCUCAGUUCCUACUCAAAGAGGAGAAGGACCUGCGCUACUGCACCAAGCACUACAACACAGGUAAAUUCACCUGCAUCGAGGCUCGUUUCCACCUGGAGCGUCAGAUGGGCUACUACCUGAUCCAGAUGUACAUCCCCUCGCUGCUCAUCGUCAUCCUGUCCUGGGUUUCCUUCUGGAUCAACAUGGACGCCGCGCCCGCCCGGGUGGGACUGGGCAUCACCACGGUGCUGACCAUGACCACGCAGAGCUCCGGGUCCAGAGCCUCGCUGCCCAAGGUGUCCUACGUGAAGGCCAUCGAUAUCUGGAUGGCCGUGUGUCUGCUGUUCGUGUUCUCCGCCCUGCUGGAGUACGCCGCCGUCAACUUCAUCGCCCGCCAACACAAGGAGCUGCUGCGCUUCAGACGGAGGCGGCGACACAUGAAGGAGGAUGAGACGGGCGAGGGGCGCUUCAGCUUCCCCGGCUACGGGAUGGGCCCCGCCUGCCUGCAGGCCAAGGACGGCAUGGCCAUCAAGGGCAACAACAACAACGCGCCGGCCUCGGCCGCGCCGGAGAAGACCAUCGAGGAGAUGAAGAAGCUGUUCAUCGGCCGCGCCAAGCGCAUCGACACGGUGUCCCGCGUGGCCUUCCCGCUCGUCUUCCUCAUUUUUAACAUUUUCUACUGGAUCAUUUACAAGAUCAUCCGCAGCGAGGACAUCCACAAGCAGUAGUGGAGGAGGAGGCGGCGGAGGAGGGUGAACAUGAAGAGGGGAACGAAGGAAACAGAAGGAGAGGAUAGAGAGAGAGAGAUGACCUUUUUAUCACACCGACCACGCCCCCCCCCCCCCACCCUUUCCUCGUCCUCGUCCUUCGUCCUGGUUCGGUCGAGGAUCAGAUGCUUCCUGCGUCCAUCACCUUCCUCGACUCCCGCCCGACCCCGACCACACAUUAUUCACAGCUUUCUUUGCCCGUUAUUCUCCUCCCUCUCUUCACACCUCCUGAAGAACCCGGACCAGUGCAAUAGCAAUGCAGUAAAAUGCAUGAUAUAUGAAUGUGGCAAUAUAUUUAUGAAAAGAUGAAAUAGUUAACACGGACAUUUGGCUGGACGGACUGGAACAGAAGGGAGCGAUGAGCGUCUUGUAUCUGAUUUUAGAUUUCUUUUUUUCUUCUCUUUGUUUGAAGACAGAUAUAUAAUUCUAUAUGAACAAUGUGAUCUGGGGACCGGGCGGGGGGGGGGGGGGGGGGGGGGGGGGGCAUACAGCAGUGUAAUAUACUCAUAUAUCUAUAAAUGGAAUUAAAGUGGAAAUAUGGAGAAUGAGGGAUUUUUUUCACCCCCACAAAAAAAGGAGGAAGGAGGAAGAGGAAGGAGGAAGAGGAAGAGGAAGGAGGAGGAAGGAGGAUGAAGGAGGAUCAGUGCUUCCAUGAAUUUAAAAGCGAUGCAAGGACGUGACACAUUCUAUAUCUAGAUUUGCUUCAAAUGUGAACUGUCGGCACUCGUCGAUGCUUUUUCUGCGCCCCGCCCCCUUCUCACCGCCCCGCCCCCUUCUCACCGCCCCGCCCCCUGCUCACCGCCCCCUCACUACCCCGCCCCCUGUCCAUCGCCCCGCCCACCGCCCGCCCCCUGUCCAUCGCCCCGCCCCCCGCCGACACCACGGGAACCUCGGCCCACAGAGACACUUGAGGUUCGCCGCUGCUGCCGCUGUCAAUCACACGGGAAGGAAGAGAAGAAUGGAAAGAAAAAAAGAAAACAGAGGACGAGCAGCGCCGGACAUCAUGAGACAGAAUCUGUCAUCGCUCCUCCGCACGUCCGGCGUUUAUUUCACGUUGCGUUUGUUUCUAAACUCGUGCCAAAUAAACACGUCACUUGUGGCUCCGACCUUCUUCGUCAGGAGGUUUGACGUCAGCUGAUGCAUCGCCCGCCCCCCCCCCCCCCCCCCCCCCCCCCUCACAUGCGUCGUCUGUGUUCUUUGUGUUGGUUUCGUUUCCAUCGGCUGGAGAAAGAACAACUGGAUCCUGACACGAGUGAAAUGACCUUUGGGACUGAAACGUACGAUAAGUUUACAUCCUCUCAGUGCUUCCUUGCUUCGCCCCCCAGCUGAGAGGAUAUAUGUAGUAACUUGUACAGAUUAUAACACCUGUUAUACCUUAAUUAACUCUCUUUCCAUCUCGGUCACUUGCACCAACUGUAGCUGCGAACGUCACGACUCGUCUUGAAAAGCUUCUUUAUCAUAUCGAGUUCCAUCCUGUCUCGGCCUCGUUGGACGGGAUCUGAUCUGGCGGCAGGUCGUUGGGUUUGAGGAUUUGUCCGAUUAUUAUUAAUAUUAUUGUUAUUUAUCUCUUUUACUUUGCAGCAGGCUUCUCUAUGCAAUGAUCAGUAAGAUGCAGUUGUGCAUCUGUGAACUCUUAAACAAAUACGCUUAUUGGCAAAUAUGGACGAAGUGAAAUUAAUAAUGCAGUUUUAUUUAUUUACUUUUGUUUCACUUUUGCCCAAUUCCUGCAGACGACUGUUUGGAACAACUGUUAGAAAUCAGCAGGAGGUUGAUGGAACCGGACGGAGCUCGGGAAGAAAAGAGCAGAAACAAGGAAGUCAGAGAGUUCGACAUCUUCUUUGUUCUGUUUCCGUCUGUUCUUCUUCUUUUUCUUCAGCAUUUUCCUCUUUCGCUCACAUCUGCAUCGUUUACCCGGAAAAAAUAUAUAUAUAUAUUCCAAAGUGCUUCUUUACUUUACCAGAAACUUCCCACAUUGAGUUUUAAAUAUUCAUUGUAAUCUUAUUCUUAACUGCAUUUUAUCCAGAAAGUGUUUGUCAGAGACGUCCGGUAUUUUCCACAACUGUCUCACGUUCUCACGGGGAAUCGCAGGACGCAGGUGAGAGGCUCGAUGGCACUGGGUCACAGGGGAUUAGCCUAGCUUAGCAUCAGUUGUCGUGUGUGUGAUCGAGACAUACUGAAUAAAUGAAUGCUUGUCUUAUUGAAGAUAUGUACUUGACAGUUUUGGGGGAGGGGCAUGCCAGCUGUUUAGCGUGGUUUAUGCUAAGCUAAGCUAGGCUAAUGAGUUGCGGCUCCAUCCGUAGCACAGGUGAAAUGCUUCUCAUCUUCUCAUCUUACUCUCUGACAGAAAGUCCAUUAUUGUAUUUUCCAAAACGUUUCACACUUUGUUGAUGAACUCAUGUCACUCACGGUUUCCGUCGUGGAACCUGACGAUGUCUGAGCCCCGGUCCAACUUGGUUUUGAAGCAAAACCAAAGAUUUUCUUUUUGUGUCUCGUGCUUGAUGUUGCUGUUUUUUGCUGCUGUUGUCGGGCGAAUGCUCCAGAUUUUAAUAUUAUCAUAUUCACUUUGUCUUUGAGUUCAAUAACUGAUUGCCAGAUAGAAUAUUGAGUUAGAUUACCUUCAGCUAUACACAUAUUAUUAUAGUAUAUACAAAAUAUUUUCAUAUGGAACAUUUCCCUCUACACAAUUUAUACUUGUAAAAGAUUUUUUAUUAAUUAUUUGCCUAUUUAUUUGAAGCAUUGAGACUUCAUUUAUUGACUUAUUGAUGUAUUUAUUGACGAGAGGAGAUUCUUACAGUGUGUUGAAAUGCGUAGAGGAGAUGUUUUGUUUCAUUCCAUUGUGUUUUCAUGCCAUAUUUCAUGAACAGAGUUAUGGAGUGUUGCGUCACGACGCUCGUUCUUCUGUCGACGUUCCAACAAGUUGUUUUUCUUUACAGUGAAAGUGCCAUAGACUCAGUUCACCCCACGAACUAUGCAUAAGAAUAACCUUUUCGAGGCCAUGAUCACCAAGGACGCAUUUGGAUUGGAUCAUCUAUACCGCUGACAUUCUGGACGUUAACUUUGCGAUUACAUUUCGUCAGUUUCAGAAAAAAUAAUACAUUUCACAACUCCAGUUUGAAACAAGAAGUUUCAUGGCGAUUGAGCGGCUUCGACAAAGCUGCAACAAAAAACCCUUCGUUUUCCCGAAGAGCGGCAGAGACAAUGCUAAAACAAUUGGCUUGCUUGCAGAUGCUAAGUGUGAAAACAGUAGCCAUGUGCAUAAAUAUUCAUCUUGCAUUUCAUGUGCAACUUAUUGUUGAGCACCACAGACAAAAUUCCCAACAAUAAAGUUUUCCCAAAGCGCCGGGCGAAUACUGGAAUCAACUUACUCGUGAAGUUGAGGCAAUGUGGCGUAAUGUUAGAAACGAUAUGCAGUUGAAACAACGACAGAUAAACUUCCCUUGUUUUCCGCUGAAAGUCAACUUUCACGUGAAGCUUCGUAGAAGCAAAAGAAACCAGAAGGCGCCGUAGGCGAGUCAACAGGAGCAGCACAUGCGCUUUUUAUCUUCAUAGGAAAUUUGUAACUUGCAGAUGACUCCAGUGACUCCAGUGUGACAUGUUCCGUGCAACUUGCCAACGCCACAGGGGAAGUUACAAAGAGAAAUAGGUAUCUAUAAUAGAGGAAUCCAUCAGAAACUGUUUCGCUCACUAGUUGUUAAAAAACACAAGCGAAUUGAAAAUUAACAUUUUGAUUACGCUUUAAGUGAAAUGCAGGUUUUAUUCAAAUAGCAUGUCAUUGAAAGUGAACAGCAACGUCUUCAUUCCUCAUGCAUGACAUUUGAACUGCAGAGUCCAAAAGAUGUUGAGUUUUAAUUUAAUAACAAUUUCAUAUCUUGUCUUUUGGCACAAGACUAAGUAUCUUCGGGGGCUCCGUAAGAAAAGGAAUAAUGCCUGACCCUAACUUUACCCGAGGUCAGAAGAACAAAAGUUAUAUCUAUAGAUUUGUUGACGUUAAUCCAGCGCCAUCUAGAGUUCCUCCGGGGAACAGCGCCUCUUCUCUGAUCACGGCCCGAACUCCGUUCUAAUCAGGACCAGUCACUUCCCUCUGUGCCAAAGACGCCGACCGGUCCGACGCACCUCUCUGCCAACAGCAGAGGCUCGUACAUAUCUCUAUCGUGCCAUAAGCGUGGGUUGAAUAUGCAACUGGAAGACGAGGAACCUACGAGCAUAUCGUGCAUUCACCCAGCCAUCGCUUCUACAUGAAGUCUCUUUCACACGUUCAUACGUCAUUGUCCUUCUCGGAGCUUGGUCGUAGGCUUCACGUCAUUGUAUUAAUCAUUGUCAUACUGUGUGGGGGUCGGGGGGAGGGAGGGGCUCAUAACGUGAGACAGAUACUGCGUCUGUCUGCGAUGCGGACGAACUGAACAACGACAGACGUGUUUUCGGGGAAGUUUAUAAAUCCUUAGGUUCUGAAACUGGAUUUUAAAGUAGCAUGGUUUGAUUUGUUGAUGAUUAAUGAUUCUAUUGAUUUAUGGGGUUGUUCUUAAAUCUUAUGGUAUCUAUUGUACAAUCCGAUGCCCUGAGGGAGAAGACGAAACACAGCGACUCCUGAACUGCUGUGAACUAAAAGAAAGAUUAUUAUUAUUAUCGUUAUAAUUAUUAUAUUUAUUUAUUUUCUUUGCACAAGUUGGAAUGGCCUUAAUUUUGCUUUACUCGCUUCUAUUGUGUAUUGGCACAAAGUGCACCCGUUUCAUUUGCAGAAAUUAUGACGCUUAUAAUCUGAGAGUGCACAUCAAAGCAGGAUGAAAAAAAAAUAUGAAGUUCAGCAAAUUCUUUUUAUUUUUCAUUAAUCUGAAGAAAAAAAAACAAUAUUUUGCAUGAAUAUAAAUACAAUGGCAGAUAUUUUGGCUUGUACAAAAAAAGUGAAGCAAUUUGAAGAGGAAAAAAAAGAAUGUACCGUUUCUGCUGUAUCUGUAUAUAUCUAAAUAUUUAUUGAAAUAUGUCAUACUACUAAUUCUAUUAACGAUUAAAGGUUUUCUGGACAAAAAUCUCUUUACCUGUUUUUGAAAAAUUGUCAAGGUUGUUGGAGUUGGAUCUUCUGCUUUCUGUUACUCGACUCAAGGAUCUGUGUAAUCAUUGAAGAAAAAGUAUUAAAAAUUGCAAAUAA
Scophthalmus maximus (turbot) is the source of this 6631-nucleotide messenger RNA. It is a transcript of the gene glra1, whose product is annotated as glycine receptor, alpha 1. Gene Ontology annotation, biological process: chemical synaptic transmission; nervous system process; chloride transmembrane transport. Gene Ontology annotation, cellular component: postsynaptic membrane; neuron projection; synapse. Lineage: Eukaryota; Metazoa; Chordata; Actinopteri; Pleuronectiformes; Scophthalmidae. The record is from RefSeq and is a predicted model, not a curated record. Bases 43 to 1449 code for a protein of 468 amino acids. Gene Ontology annotation, molecular function: extracellularly glycine-gated chloride channel activity; transmembrane signaling receptor activity; glycine binding. The transcript is spliced from 11 exons.